Hippocampus comes (tiger tail seahorse) is the source of this 639-nucleotide messenger RNA. RefSeq names its product acid-sensing ion channel 3-like. The transcript has a single exon. Gene Ontology annotation, biological process: sodium ion transmembrane transport. Gene Ontology annotation, molecular function: pH-gated monoatomic ion channel activity; ligand-gated sodium channel activity. Bases 76 to 639 code for a protein of 187 amino acids. The record is from RefSeq and is a predicted model, not a curated record. Lineage: Eukaryota; Metazoa; Chordata; Actinopteri; Syngnathiformes; Syngnathidae. Gene Ontology annotation, cellular component: plasma membrane.
ACUGCGCCAUUCUGCUUGGACUAGUGUCCAGUGGGCCGCCGUUGUCGAAAGACCGUCCCUGGUCAACGCUUGAAAAUGGGAGCACAGGAAGAAGACGCGCCACGUCCGGCAUCGGAUAUAACGGUGUUUGGAGCCAACUGUACCCUACAUGGUCUGAGCCAUAUUUUUCUACCUGGCGGGGUGACCCUCCGACGGCUGCUUUGGGCCGCUGCAUUCAGCUCCUCCCUCUCCAUCUUCCUCUACCAAGUGGCCGACCGUGUGAUCGAAUACUACCGGUACCCUCAUGUCACCAUCCUGGAUGAGAUGGACAGUCCCAUCAUGUAUUUUCCCGCCAUCACCUUGUGUAACUAUAACAGUUUCCGGAAGUCCCAAAUCCGCAGGAAUGAUAUCUUCUGGAUGGCAGGGCUACUGGGUGUGGAGCAAGGGGAUUUCGAUGACUUCAUGGCUGCCUUAGGGCAGCCUACGGACAACAGCAAGUUUUUUCCGAGCAAGACUUUUAAUAUGCUGGAAUUUGUGCAGAGAACCAGCCAUAACAUCGAGGAAAUGUUGCUCGACUGCAAAUACAGAGGCAAAGACUGUGGGCCGGAGAACUUUACCACAGUAAGUGUGACUGACACUGCCAUCCGUACCAUUUUAUAG